Messenger RNA from Botrytis cinerea B05.10, 1398 nucleotides. RefSeq lists its product as hypothetical. Lineage: Eukaryota; Fungi; Ascomycota; Leotiomycetes; Helotiales; Sclerotiniaceae. The coding region runs from base 414 to 1118 and encodes 234 amino acids. The record is from RefSeq and is a predicted model, not a curated record. The transcript is spliced from 2 exons.
GACAUUUAUUUUUCUUACUUUUGGUAAUAUACCUUCAUUCCUACUUUACUUUCUCUCAUUUUUCUAUGCCUGCGUGAUCUCAUCACAAGGUUCUCUUUAUUUCCGAGAGAAAAGGUUGUUUAUAAUACGAAGGAGGCAUUGUGAGACACGACGGGUAGGAUUUGAGACGAACACGACGAUCGAAAUCUUACACGAACGAACGAAUCCUUGUCUAGAUAUGGCUUGAAUGUAUUGAACAUCGGAUGAAUAAUUGAACAGUUUUGACACAAGAGACAAGUACCUAGAGACUUGGGACGAGUUUUGUGCCUGCGGAGAAUCUUCGAAACAAACCAUCAAAGCUGCGAUAUUGAAUCAGACGCAGGGAACUCAUUGCGCAUUAUCUAUCACCGUCACAGCUAGAAAUACUUUCCAGAAUGCUCUGUACAAACAGACCCGAGGGCUUUGGCCCAUCCUCCCUCCUCAACUCUUCCACCCUCCCCACAACUUGUUUCACAGACGUUAUCCUCAUUCCCCUUCCAACUUGGCUCGCUCUCGCCUUCGUACCUAUCCUCUUUGCUUUAGGGCUCCACCACCGCAAAAUCAACUACAACCCCUCCACCGCACACUUGCGCUCUAAUGCCCGCUCCUCAUGUCUUUACCUCACCUUCCUUAUCAUUUACUACUUCCUCAUUUUUGCAAACAUCGCCAUGCUUACUCUCGAAAUCGUGCGAUUGUCAAACCUUAACUAUGGCAUUGGUUUAUUGCCAUUCGCCUAUGGCGGAAUUCUUCUCUCGGCAGCUUUGUUUUGGAGUGAAGGUAUACAACGACGUGUAAAGUGGUGGCAAGGAAUAAAUAUGUUGGUUUGGAUAGGAGGAAUUGUCAUGAGUGCUGUGCAAGUCAUUGGAUUGAAACAACAAUAUGGCUACGAUGGGAGAAAGGGGAGCAAAUAUCCAGUCAGCGACCAGAUUCUUGAUGUGGCUGUCAUGGCGGGUGUAUAUGCCGUUAUUGCGCUACUGGAGAUAGUGUUGGUAGUAUGGAGGGGAAAGAGAAGAACAUCAGCCUUGAGGUCGGAGAGAGGAGAAAUGGGUGCGUUUGAAUAUGGUAGGGGUGUAAGCGAGAGUUCUGGCAUGAAGGAGUAAACUAUCGUUUCAGACCUGGAGGCAUCUUUGGGAUGAUCUUGUACUUGUACUUCCUGAAAUUUGUUUGGUUGGUUUGGCGUGUUGGAAUGAAUACAUUGGGACUAUUCUAUUGGGAUAUGGUCAUGGUAUACCCUGGGCACUUUACUUUUCACAGGCUACUAGGAAGAGUGUAAAUACGCGCCGUACCUAUUUGUUACUAUCACUAAGCUUAUUGCAUGUCUGGCUUGUCUCUCGCCUCGAUCAGCUCGUGGUGAAUUUUCAUCCAUUGGCUUACUAAACA